Molecule: messenger RNA, 2525 nt
Organism: Alligator sinensis (Chinese alligator)
Lineage: Eukaryota; Metazoa; Chordata; Crocodylia; Alligatoridae
Gene: COL9A3
Product: collagen type IX alpha 3 chain
Exons: 32
Coding region: 164-2191 (675 amino acids)
Source: RefSeq, a predicted model, not a curated record
CCUGUGUUUCCGAGCUCUGCCCCCUCCAGCUGGAGACUCGGGUUUAUCUGGAGGCAGAGGGGACUCAUUUGGGAGCUGAGAUCCGGGACGUGAAGGAAGGAGCCGUUGAAACCAAGAGAAGAGAAAGGGUUUAGGAGCUACGAAGGGACAGAGCCUGGAGACCAUGGCUGGAUUCUCAGCUCUGGGGCUGCUCUUUCUUUUUCAGCUAUUAGCCACAUCCUCAGCUCAGAGAGCAGGACCACGAGGCCCUCCUGGACCAAAAGGACUCCCUGGAUCACCUGGCAAGGACGGCAUCGAUGGAGAACCUGGCCCACCUGGCUUGCCUGGCCCAACAGGACCUAAAGGUGCACCAGGGAAGCCUGGAAAGCGUGGAGAUGCUGGGUUACCUGGCCUUCCUGGAGUGGAUGGUUUAACAGGAGCUGAUGGCCCACCUGGCUCAAAUGGGCCACCAGGAGACAGAGGCGCUUUGGGACCUGCCGGGCCCCCUGGAUCGGCUGCCAGAGGAUUGCCAGGACCUCCAGGGCCUCCAGGACCCAGUGGACUCCCAGGUGGAAAUGGAUUUCAGGGGUCCCCUGGACCAUCUGGUCUUCCAGGACUCCCGGGACCAGCAGGGCCACCAGGACCUCCGGGGCUGCCCGGGGCUCUUCCGGAUGGUGGUGGAGACCUUCAGUGCCCAGCUCUGUGCCCCCCAGGGCCACCCGGUCCCCCAGGGAUGCCAGGAUUCAAGGGGCAUACCGGUCACAAAGGGGAGCCUGGAGAAAUGGGGAAAGAUGGUGAAAAGGGAUCUCCUGGCCCUCCAGGUCCUCCAGGUAUUCCAGGCACCGUUGGCCUGCAGGGGCCAAGAGGGCUAAGAGGCCUCGCAGGGCCAGUGGGUCCAGUUGGGGACAGAGGAGAUAUUGGUUUCCGGGGGCCACCAGGAGUGCCAGGACCUCCAGGGAAAGCCGGAGACCGAGGAGUAAGAGGGCCUCAAGGAUUUCGAGGGCCUAAAGGGGAUACUGGUAGACCUGGACCAAAAGGAACGUCAGGAACCCAGGGGCCCAUAGGAGAACCUGGUAUACCUGGGAAAGAUGGUCGAGAUGGAAGUCCCGGACUCGAUGGUGAGAAGGGGGAUACUGCCCGCAUGGGAGUGCCGGGAGAGAAGGGGCCAAAUGGACUUCCCGGAUUACCUGGAAAAGCAGGUAUCAAAGGCGCAAAGGGUGAACCAGGUAGCCCUGGAGAAAUGGGAGAGGCAGGUCCGUCUGGCGAGCCAGGUAUCCCUGGUGAUCCCGGUAUCCCCGGAGAGAGAGGCGAGUCUGGACCGCGAGGAUCAUCUGGAGCACUUGGCCUUCAAGGCCCAAUGGGAGCCCCAGGUAUCAGAGGCUUUCAGGGACCCAAAGGUGCCAGCGGGGAACCUGGACUUCCUGGCCCGACUGGGAUCCGUGGCGAGUCUGGCGAGAGGGGUGCUACCGGAGUUUCUGGCCCCAAAGGGAACCAGGGCAUUGCGGGAGCGGAUGGCCUGCCUGGUGACAAAGGAGAACUGGGUCCUUUUGGUCCCCCAGGGCAAAAAGGAGAGGCAGGUGAAAGAGGGGAGCUGGGUCCUAAAGGUAUUCAAGGACCCAAUGGAACUGCCGGCGUGCCAGGGAUCCCAGGCCAUCCAGGACCUAUCGGCCACCAGGGAGAGCAAGGUGUCCCCGGCAUCGUAGGAAAACACGGCUCUCCUGGAAAAGAAGCCAGCGAGCAACAUAUAAGAGAGCUCUGUUCGGAAAUGAUAAACGAACAAAUUGCACAGUUAGCUGCUAAUCUGAGAAAGCCUUUGGCUCCUGGGAUGAUGGGUCGGCCUGGCCCUGCCGGUCCCCCAGGCCCUCCUGGGUCAACAGGAACUGUUGGUCAUCCCGGUGCUCGUGGUCCGCCUGGAUUUAGAGGGCCAACAGGAGAACUUGGAGAUCCUGGCCCCAGGGGUGACCCUGGUGACAGGGGAGACAAAGGAGCUACUGGCCAAGGCAUUGAUGGGCCUGAUGGAGAUCAAGGACUUCAAGGACCACCCGGUGUUUCAGGAAUCAGUAAAGAUGGUCGGGAUGGUGCUCAAGGAGACCCCGGUCUCCCAGGGGAUCCUGGAGUGCCUGGUGCAACUGGGGCUCAGGGGACUCCAGGAAUAUGCGAUACGUCAGCCUGCAUGGGAGCUGUUGGAGCGUCGACUUCCAAAAAGUCAUAAACCAGCAUUGAAAGAAGUGGAGAAGUGACUGAAUAUUUAAGUAACCAGUGCAUUGUAUGAAGCCAGAGAGGAGCCUCCUAGUGAUAAACGGACAGAGGUUCCUUCUAGUAAAAUGAAUAAAGUGGAGACUUUGCCACAGUAUUUCAGUUCUGUGAAAAAAAAAGAAAGCAUCACGUGAAAAUCUUUACUAGAAAGGUAUUAAAGAAGUAUUUCCCCCAAUUAUUAUCUAGAAUGUUUAUGGCAAAACCACCUCACCUUCCCUGUCCCCCUUUGUUGGACAGACCUGCAGGAGAAAGCGCUGUUCCUUUUACCAUCCGCUCCCUCAUUGUACUAA